Capronia coronata CBS 617.96 is the source of this 876-nucleotide messenger RNA. RefSeq lists its product as uncharacterized. The transcript is spliced from 2 exons. The coding region runs from base 1 to 876 and encodes 291 amino acids. The record is from RefSeq and is a predicted model, not a curated record. Lineage: Eukaryota; Fungi; Ascomycota; Eurotiomycetes; Chaetothyriales; Herpotrichiellaceae. Gene Ontology annotation, cellular component: mitochondrion. Gene Ontology annotation, biological process: regulation of lipid metabolic process.
AUGUCGCUCGCUCUCAAAUUCACCUCUCUCGCUAUCCGGACGCUCGCCAAACCCAUAGCUAACUUUAUCAAGCGACAAGCACGCGAGCAUGAAGGCUUCCGCCGAACAUGCAUUUCCUUCGCCCAGAGGCUUCACAGAAUUGACAUGCGAUGGCGGAUUGGUCUCUUACAGGAUGCAGCAGCGAUAGAAAAACAAGCCGCAAAGGAAGCCGCACAGGAUGCGGCCAAGAAACACAAGCACAGCAUACCCACGGUCAAAACAGAGGCCCAGACAAAGGCGGAAGAAGAAGCGGCUGCAAAAGCGACAAAAGAGUCGGCCGAGCCCCCGAAGCCUCGACCGAAACCCAAGAUCAGACCCCUUUCCGAAGCCAAAGCCAUCGAUGCCGGUGCCAGCUUUAUAAGUGAGGCUUUCCUCUUCAGUGUUGCGGCUAGCCUGAUAUUGCUUGAGUCUUGGAGAUCACGUCGGAAAGAGAGCAGCCGCAGAGAUGAUGUGGACGACCGAUUGAACGAUCUGGAGGAAACCGAAAAGGCUACUCGGAAAGCCCUCAUCCAGUUGGAGAGAGAGGUCCUACGCCUCCGGGCCAAGGAGCAGAAUGGGACACCCAACGGUCCCAUACGGAUCCUGCCGCGGGAGAUAUACGAGGAGAAAGAGGAGGGAUUGGAGGAGAAGCCGGGAGGCUGGUUUGCCCGGAUAGGGUCUUGGAUCUCUCAAAACAAGGCGGAGGCGGAGGCGCAAGAGGCUCUGGCACAAAAUGCCCCGGGACCAGCAGAGAGACUGCUUGUUGAAUCUGAAAAGGCGAUAGAAGAGAAGCAUAAGCAGCAGGCCAGUCAGGCUAAUGAAAAGGUGAACGCUGAGGAGACUCAGAAGAAACGGUAG